AGUGAUGAUGAUGAUGAUUUUGGGGAUUUUGGCUCUUUUGAAAAGAAACAUGGUAAAAAAGAUGAGACAUCAAGUGAUUCCAUUACAGUUGAUGCCAAACUAACUGAAUCAAAAGUUAAUAAUGAUCCUUUUGUUGCUAAAGCAUCAGCUAUACAGGAUAAGGACACUGACAAUGAUUUUGGAGAUUUUGGUGCAUUUGAAGUAAACCACAGUGAAAAAGAAGAAAGAACUGGCAGUGUUGAUUCCGAGCCCAAACCUAUGUCUAAUCAAGAAAAGGAUAAAGAUGAUUUUGGAGGUUUUGGUGCCUUUGAUUCAUUCAGCAGUGAUACUCGUGAGGAUAAGGACCAGAAUAACAGCAUUGGGAGUUGUAGUGCUUCAGAUUUAGAAGAAAAACCACUCCAAAUUGAAGGUCAAAACAGUGAUGAUUUUGGAGAUUUUGAUUCAUUUAGACCAAGUGCCAUGAAUUCUCAAAAAGGGUGUGAUGGCAGUAGUGCUAACACUGAGACUUUUGGCAGUUUUGAGUCAAAUAUCAAAGAUUCUCAAAAAGACAAUGAAAGGUCAAAAGACUUUGGAGAUUUUGGAACUUUUGAGUCAAGUGUAGAAAAUUCUCUAAAUAAUGGUCAAUGUAAUGAUGACUUUGGAGGUUUUGAUGGUAAUAAAUCAAAUACCAAACGCGUUCAGGAGAAGGAUGAAAAUACUGACGAUUUUGGAGAUUUUGGAAGUUUUGAGACAAAUGCCAAAGAUUCUGAAAGGCAUAAUGAAAAUGGUGAUGACUUUGGGGAUUUUGGAAGUUUUGAAUCAAAUACCAAGGAUUUUGGACAAGAUGCCCAGUCUGGCUUUGGAGAUUUUGGUGCAUUUAAGUCCCGGGAUUCCAUUAAAAAGGAUGGUGGUGAUGAUGAUUGUGGAGAUUUUGGUGGUUUUGAGACAGUAGAAGAAAGAGUUUCAGAACAAAAAUUUGAAGGUUUUAAAGCUUCCAAUACCAAAGGCGAACUGAAGCAAAACAUCCAAACAAAUGAAUUUGGUGCAUUUGACUCCAAAUCAAAGAAUUUAAGUACUGCUAAACAAACUGAUGAUGACUUUGGGGAUUUCAGUCAUGGAAAGGAAAACAAGUCUGGUGGUUUUGCUUCAUUCUCAAGCUCUAACUCUAACUUGACAGCUAGUUUAGGUGCUUCCACUGACAAAAACACAAGAAUAAAGCAACAAAAAACAGAAAUACUGCAACAUUUCAGCCCUAGCGUCAAUUUUAUGAUCAAGCAGGCGAGAGAUUCUAUUUCUGUGUGUUUUACCUCACAACUGAAAAACAAGUUCAAUUCACAGUGUACCAUUUUAUCCUCUCGUGUUGGGAAAAGUUUACACAGGUAAGAUGAAUGUGUAGAGUUGUCUUCUUGAAGAGUAAUGAAAGCUGUCACUAGCUUUGACUAGAGAAACAAAGACGCUUACCCCCUGAAAGAGGGGAGGGGGCUACUCCAGAGUUAAAGUGAUGGAGAUAAUCAAAAGAGGGCAAAAUCAAACCCCAAAAAAAAUCUCCGGGCUUGUAACGAAACCCAAAAAAUCCCUUGACCAAGAGUUAACCUGCAAGAAAUCCUAUGCUGUAUUACUGAGCCAUAAAAUUUUUCCAUAAAGAACUAAAAGUAUAUAACAUUUCAAAAAUAAGUAGAAAUUGAAUGUUUGUGUUUUUUUAUUGCAAUGCUGGCUAAGGCAUGCAGCACUACACUAAUCUUUAGAUUAGUUUAAAUACCCCCCAGAACCCUACUUAAAUCAAUUUUCCUGCCCAAAAAGUUCCUAAAAAUGAGGAAAACCUCAAGCCCCCCAAAAUCCUUUGAUCAUCCCUGUCAGUUCCCCUCCCUUCUUUUCAGGAAGUUUACAUUGUUUUAACUGGUUAAAGCUAUGAAGACAAUGAGGUCUAUGUUAACCCUUUAAGUCCCAAUAGUGACCAACAGCAAAUUUCUCCUAAUGAUAUCCAUACAUUGUCAUGAGAUUAGGUUAUGAGAAUUAAUAAAAUGAUCAACUCAGAGAAAAUACUUUGAUCUUUUAUCAAUUUCUCUUAACUAAUUCUUAAAGGAAAUGUAUAGAGAUCAGUUUGGAGAAUUUGUAUGUGGAUAUUAGGGCUUAAAGGGUUAAUGGGCAUUUCUAUAGGAUGGAUACCCCCCUGAAAUAGACAACAUGAGUUACCAUUAGCAUUCUUCUAGUGAAAUGAAAAUUUGCUUGCCUGGUAGGAAAUUCUACUUGUUUAUGUCCCAGACAACCAGACGGCACUUUUUGAUCCCUGUAAAGGGGACACUAGCUGUUACAUAAUGUUUCUCUAGUGCUCAAGAAAAUUAUUUUGACUGUGUUUCAGGUUGAUACUGUACCUACUUUAUACAUAGAAAGUGUUCAUUUUCUUACAUGUAAGACAUAUAUAAUAUUUUUUUUGCUUCAGCAACAAAGAACUAUGGCAACAUCUUGAGCAUGCAGAAAAUGAGGGCCAAAUUCUGUUCAGCUGGUCUAAUUCUUUUUAGCCAGCACAAGAAGUUUUUGUCACUGUGUAUCUGCCCAGAGAGACCUCCCCUCUUCAGGUAAUUAUUAGUGAGCUUACGCAACAGGACGGAGAGGUAAGAAGACGGCAAACCUUGUGUGACAAGCGUGACAAUAAUUUUGUUUGAAAAACUUGUCCACCGAACUUCACCCUCCUUUAAACAGGUCUUUUGUAAAAGACCAGGAAAGAUUAUCUUAACAAUAAGUGAAGAUCACCACAAAAAAAUGCUCAAGUAAUAGGCCUGUAACGUUUUGUAACACACAAGCAUUUUGCCAUCCUCUUCUUUUUGCUGUCUUGUUGCAAAAACUCACUAUUUACUGGCAAGUGCAUCUUUAAAAAAUAAUUAUCAUUAACUGUUAAGUGGUAAUUUAAUUAAGUAAUUAAUUAACUAAAUGUAUUAAUCUUUUGAUAGUUAUGUUACAUUAUCAGUCCAUUUCACCUCAAGGCUGCCAAGUACAAAGAUAGACAGAUUUAGAAACAACAUUACAAUGGAAAAUUCGAAAUAAAAGGUCCACGGAAAGGAGUGAAUGCUACUUUCAAUGACUGAUUUUCCACUUGCCAUUAGUCAAAAUGAUUGUUGAAACUGUGUAUGCUGUUAUCACUGCCACUGCAUUUUCAUGUUGUAAAUCUGCCUAAUACCCAUUAAAAUCCAAUGAAAAUAUACAGUGCAGCUCAGAGAUAAGCAUUACCCCUACCACCACCUGCAAUAAAUUCAUUCAUUUUAUGACAAAAAUAUAAAUAGCACCAUACUGUAGAAAAGUACCACCAGGUACAUUAGCAAACCUCUCCUUCAUGGCAGAAUAACCCUCUAAAACCUUUUUCAUUCUAGGUGGGGUCAAUGUUAAAACCGAUAGUGUCAUCACAGUUCCCACCUUUUGGAGGAGGACAAGUAAGUUACUAGUCAUAAGAUUAUUGAGUCUCAUCUUCAUUGUCAAGAUUAUUGACAUGAUAAAGAAAAAAUCACAAUGUCAUACACAUAUCCCACAUAUUUUAUCAUUUGCAAACCCAAUCUGGUGAGCUUGUAACUUCCUGCAGGCAUUUGUGCAAAUUUCUUCGUAGCAGCUUUACAUUUUCCAUGGCCGCACAAUAAUUUUUUAGUUAAAUUUGAGUGUGCAUUUGUAGUUGUAGUGUGUGUUAUAACAAACCUUUUGUUGGCAAUUUUAUCUGAGGAGGGUCGCACAUGCCAUGUGGUACGAAACUAAGUAGUAAUAAAAAUGCCAAGUUGGAUCUCACGUUGACACCAGAUAACCUAUAUUAUCCCAUACAUGUAUAUCUUUCUCAUUUUGCACAUGCAUGUAUCAAUUAACAAACAUAUCAUACCACUCUCAUAUGAUUCAGUUAAAUGAAAAAUAUAACAAAGGUAACCACUAUGAGCUUACGAGUCUCGGCCGGUCAGCAGUCAAAUUCACAAGUGCAGGCUCACAUGGAAUGUUGUUGCUUUGUCACAAUCAGGAUCGUCAAGUUUCUUUAGUGGUUUUCAUAGCGGCUGUGAUGUCUUUGAGCGGCUUAUAUUCAUUCUAUGUCCCCCUUCCACUGAUUCAUCAGUGUGAUGAGUGGGAAUGGGAGCCAUUGCUGGUCUGCAGGGAUUUGCCAGCCAUGGGGGCAGAUUCUAUCUAGCUGCUGGCUUGCUACAGUGGAGCCCUAUGGAUGGCCCAGGCACCCACCCUCGAUUUAGCAAGGCAGCCAGUUAAUUAUACAGGCAGUCUAUGGUCACUUCUGUGGUAUAACAUAAAUUAAUUGUAAUGUGUGGGAUCUAUUCACAGCCUGGAGCACUGUUGAUGCCUGCCCCAGUGAGCAAAAUGCCACAGUUUACAUCUGAAUUGGUAAGUUCGGGCUAACUUAUUAUACAUUUUGUAUUUUCUCACAAUACUGUAUAUCAGGUAUUUUGAGUCACAGGAUCGUUUCCUGUAAGCUCUUUACAUUCUUACAAUAUUCAUGAGCUCACUAAGUAAUGAGGUCUAACCGUCUCUUGUUUUAGAAUUAGAGGACCAUGGCUUUCUUUUCCAAAGUUGCAGUUUCCAGUGGUUAAAAAAGCACCGAAGACUGUUGCUUUUCUCUUUUGCAUAAAGAGUUACUAAGUGAUGACAGGGUACAAAGAAAAUCAUUUUUACAGCUUGCCAUUUGGGCAAGCUGAAGCUAGCAUUUACUAGCCCAGAUGUCAUUUCAACUAGCCCCAAAAACUUUUUGACUAGCAGAAUUGAUUUCAUAGUUCUUCUGUUAAUAUUCGAAUUCCUCAAAAAAUAUCACUUGCCCAUUGGGCAAGUUUAAAACAGAAUUCACUAGCCCGAUAGCAAAAUCCACUAGCCCUGGGCUCUCAGACACUACUUUCUUUGAAGGCUGGAUGAUUUAUUUUUUUGCUUUUUUUUCCUUUUGGGUUAAGGAUUUCUUGGAGCCUCUGAAGGGAUCACAGGCGGCAGUGCAAUCCCCACUUCAGAGCAAGGAAUCUAUGCAAGGUUCAAGUCAUCCUAUGGCCCUCCCUGACCUUAGUGUAAGUGUGAACAGAGUUGUUUUAAAAUUGCCCCAUCACUAAUCGGGUGGUGGCAGUGUUUACUUCCGUUAAGUUCUGAUAGGUCAUGUCAAAAACAGAAAGCUACUUUUUGUGAAAGGUUUGAACCCAGGAGUCAUUUUAUAAAUUGAUGGAGCAUGAUCAUCCACAUGAUCGUGGUCCUGAACAGGACUGUUGUUGGCAACCCAGGCUAGUAUCACAGGCCAGUAGAAGUGUGUUUACCUAAUGGUAUCGGUAUUCAGCCUGUUGCUGUUGAAUUUUAAAAGCUGUUUGUUUCUGUUUUCAGUUUAUAAUGGGCAACAGCCUAAAGCGCACAUCUUCAAAACCAGGUAAGCGAGUCAAUUAAGUUUAAAUGUGUAGGAUGCAACAGUUUUUUGUGUCUUCUUAACCAGACUUUCCAACUCUGAAGAUACAGCUUUUGAAGUUACUAGAAGCAAUCAGGUUUGCAUAGUUCAUCAAGACUGCUUUAUAUGUAUGAGGCAACUUGUGUGAUAGCCCUUAAAAUGUCAGCUUUUGAAUCUGUACAAUUUACGUUUAGAACUCAGUUAAUAAACCAAACUUUUUUAUUGUCCCACCAAUGCAGUACCUCAGUUUCUUGUGAAAUUAAUUCCUUUAUUCAUAAGACUCUGCAGGAUGGAUAGGGUCAUGCUGUUUUUAAUUUAAUGGUUAAAAAAGUAUUGAGCUGUUAAUUCAUCACUAGUCAGUGAUGAAGGUAUGCAUUUUCAUUAUUGCAGAAAUUGCUGGAAAAACCUAUAAUAGCAAGCAAUAGGAGACACCUCCAGUAGUAUAACCUAACAAUAUCUGAUUUAUGAAAAGUAUUAGAGUUUUACUGUCAAACUGAAAAAAGCAUGAACAUCUGAAAUAAUAUUUUGAGGGAUGUUUAUUGUCCUGUAACCAAUCAAAACAAAGAUUGGGACACGCAAGCAAAAACACAAAACCACAAACUAAUAACUGUUGUUGCUCCUGGUUGAGUUUUCUCAUGCCUCACAAUAACAUUCCAUAAAUAUUUUUGGGCUCUUUGAGUUUUGCGGCAAAUGGUCCUUCUAAGUUUUUCAUUGUUUAGACUUGUAGCAGAAACUUGGUAGUAAAACUAUUAGUAGAGCUCUACAUGUGCGCAAACAAGGGGAGUCCCAUACCUUAGAAAAAUUGGUUAUCUAUCCAUCUGAGAAAUUUGGGUUAUCAUGUGACCGUAACGCCCAUCCACCAGUUCGUCCACACCACAGGGCACCCAAUGUGAAAUGUCAAAUUUUCUAGCUAGUGUGGAAGCUCGUUACCUGUGUUAACCUGAUAAUAGACAUCCAUGUUAUGGUUAAUUGAUCAGUGUCAAAAAUGUAUCCGCUGACCAGUGUCACAUGAUGGUAUCGUGGGCUCAGGUGCCAACUCAUUGAAGUCACAUGUUUUUUGAAGUUUUCCGCUGACCAGUUGUUAGCUUUUAAUUGAUCACAGGCUCAAAUUUAUGUUUUUCAGUUGUAUGGUUUUCACAUAAAGUUAAGUAUAGAUUUGUGGUCUUUUCAAUAGUUUAAAAGUCCAUUCUCUGCAGUAAAUUUAAAAUGCAUAAACAGGAGCUUCACUUUUAGCUCUGGCUAAAUCUAUAAUUAGUAUGUGCUUGCUUCUCUUAUAACUCUGCAGUGAAUAAGGACUUCUGACUAGAUAAGUUAAGAUAGUAUAUUAGGUACAUUUUUUAGCUAAAACACUUUAUCAAGCUUAAUCUCCUGUUAUGCUUAUUUUGAUAGACGUUAAAGACAACAUAUCAGAUACCACAUCUGAGUCAUCUUCACUUGAUCUUGAUUUCUUUGCACCAAGUAUAAGCCAGCCUCAAGAGGGAAAGACAGGUACCUAAACUUAUUUUGAAAUUAUUCUAGAAGGAUGCCUACAGUUAUUUUUAAGAAUGGAAAGAAAAAAGAUCAUAAAUCAGAAUCUGGAAAAAAAAUUCAGGACCCGCAACAAGAUGCUAUUAAUCAGGUUUCUUGAAAUUUCUUUUCUUUUGUUUGUGCAAGGAUUAUUUCUUCAUUUAAUUUCAUAAUGUCUUGUCUUGUACAUUUGAUUCAUUAUGCAUUUUUUCUUAUUAUUCAAUUUCUGCUGAAAAGUUUUUACCUCAUUCAUCGGGUCUUCACCAUGUUCCUGGGAAAUUGUUGAUCAAGAAGGAAAAAACGCUCCAAAUACCCCCAAUAUAGCCGCAACUUGUUUUAGAUCUCUUUAAAACCCAUGUUCAGUAGAUGGGUGUGUGGGGAAGGUGCCUGGUCAAACUGAGGGAGCUGCAAGUGAGCCUGGAAGGUAACCAUGACAACCCUGUGAGUGGCCUCUGCCAGGCGCUGUCACACUGAGAACCUCAGUGGAGAUUUUGGUUGAUACUUAUCAAGAUAUAUUCAGAGGGAAGGGAGGGCUGGAGGCAAGAACGUUAAAUUGACUGCACCCGAAGGCCAGACUGCUGUGUAUACUUGUUGUUUUUGGCUAGUUGGAGCUUCUUUCCCUGCUUUUGUUCAUUUUUUAGCGUCCAGAGGUCUCUAUGAAGAAGACUUAUUGGGGCUUAACAUUUCAUUAUCUUCAGUGGAUCAACAAAAGUUGGAUAGUCCAAAACCUCAGAAGACAUCUGACACUAAGAAAGUUUGGCAACGUGGAGGGGUAACGAUUCCACUUUCGUCACAGGAAAAACAAGCUCAACUGAGUGCUGCAGCCAAGAAUAUUUUAGAUCAGCUGGAAGAUUUAGCUUUCAUGAAUUCACCUGUACUGAUGUUUCCCCUAAAGCCUGAAUAA
Molecule: messenger RNA, 7775 nt
Organism: Porites lobata
Lineage: Eukaryota; Metazoa; Cnidaria; Anthozoa; Scleractinia; Poritidae
Source: the annotation of a GenBank genome assembly